AUGGAAUUUUCUGCAGGUACACUAACUUCGAACUCGUAUGUGUAGCUGACGACUAGCAAUAUACCGAGAGAGACGUAGAUGUGCCACCGAUAUAGAACGCUAUUGCCACAUUAUGUUGGCGAAAUUGGUGAGGCCGAAUAGGACGAACAUGCAUCCUGAUUGUUGCAUUGUGUUUGUCGUUUGUGCACAAAUAUGCUUCUCUCACCUUUAUUCUAAUAAUUGGUGAUUGUGAACGAACGUGCUUCCCUCAUCUUUAUUCCGAUAAUAAAUAAUUGGAAAAUGUGUGAAGCAUUACUAUUCUAUAAGCAAUUUCUAGCUUUGUUUGUUGUGUCCUUUAGACAUGUCUUUAUGUGGUUUGUGGUUCUUCUUAAUUUGACCGCUAGUCCAACUUGUGUUUGUUAUGGUAUGUUUGGGUAAACUAAAAAUCUGGCCAUGUCCUCACCCAGGAGCCAUGACCCGAAUCGAUGUUAAUUCCCCGAAGUUUUUUUCCCCAGUUUCCAAAAGUGGACGAGUCUGAAUUUCUAUCGUUACUUUAGGAUCAAGCUUAUCUAAAUAGGUGUUUAGGUAAUCUUCUCGUAGAAAAUAAAUGUACCGGUGCUUAAGAUAAGGAUCUCAAGUCUAUGAUCUUGACAAUCCACUUGUAGCUCUCUUAUGGUCAUGUUUUCCUCGUAAGCUUCGACUUGUUCGGUUGGUGCAAACUGGUAUCCCUAUUCUAGUUUGCCUCUGCUUGAGGAUCACAUUGUCGUUUUCUCAAUCUAACCAAGGAAAGGAUUGCCCAAUAAAUUUUCUUGAAUUUAAUGCCUUUGGUUUCCUCAUAUCUCUCGAAGGCAUAUUAAUUUAAUCUUCCGAUCGUUUUUCCUGUGUAUCUAAUCAGGCGCUCAUCCUUGACCUUGAAAUUGCUACGAUGGGCAUAGAAAUAUGCUUGGGGUUGAAAUAAAUAGUCUCCCAUCGUACUCCCUCAUCAACCAUUUUAGGUUUUGGCAAUCUCGUAUUCCUUUCAUCGGGCCAGGACCUAUUUGGCUCUCUACUUGUAACCGUUUUGACAGGUAGUCUCUUUGCAUAUUGUCACCCUUGCUCAAUCUAUUGGUGGGGCAUGAGAUUUCUUAUUGGUUGCAUCUGGUAAUGGUGUUAUAACCAAAGGCGAUGGUGCCACGACGAAACCAAGGGCCUCCGGUGGGUGAUCAACACAUGGUUGCGCUACUUGGCACGCGUGGUAUCAUCGUUAGCAGUCAUAAUCCAUUAUGAGAUUAUAUCAAUAUGUUAUCUCUGCACAAAUUGUUCCUCCAUGUGAGAUUCAUUAUUGGUGUUGUUUGGUAAUGGUGUCACGAUUAAUGACUUAUGGUGCCGCAGCGAAACUAAGAGCCUCCUGUGAAUGCGCACACAGGACUGUGCUACUCGUCGGAUGCUGGUAUCAAGGUCUCUGGUCAUGAUCCAUUAUGGAACUACCCUGAUGUGUUAACUCCUGUAGAUCUUUUCCUUGAAACAAUUUCUAUGUUGUUUGUCAAAUGAUCGAGCAACAUCUAUCAUCUCCGUCGGAUCAAAAGGGCAUACCACUUUCAUGUGUGGUCUUAUUUCUUUUGAUCUUGGUAGUGACUACUCAUACAAGUUCCCUUGACAUCCUUUGAGUAAAGGUGAAGCCUUGGAUCUUUUUAGUGUUGGGAGACAAUUGAUUAGUUCUCAAAAUGGAGAUUGACUUCUCUUGCUGCUAAAUGCAGGAGUUUGUUCAUUCGCUCUUUCAUUUAAUCCAUGUAUUCCCUAACCAAGUCAGUUCACCUCGCAUGAAGAAACGGCUGAACAACCUGACCAAAUGAAUUUCUACCCAAAUGCAUGAUCUCUUGUACAAGAGUGAACUCCCGACAAUUGGAUUGUCGAUGGAUAAUAAGAGGACCUACUCAAUGUCAUAGUUAGUUCAACAAGUUGGUUUUACUAACUUGUAACUACAUUGUGAACAAAGGCCGAGUUUAGAGAUCGUUUUGUCGAGUUGUCUAAACUCACUUUUGUACAUCCCCCCGUAAGGAAGUGUUUAUAAGAAUUGAGAGUAAGUCGGCCAGUAACCCUUAAUCAUCAUUCUAGUCACGCCUCAAUCGCCUCACGUGUGCUUUUCCAGCAUGUGUGAUCAAGUCGAGCCGUGCUAAGUAUUUGGUGAAAUGGGUUGGUCGCGAAGUCAACAUUAAUGGCUCUCUUCAUUGAUAUUUUCUCGAAUCUCUAUCAUCGUUCGUGGACUUGAAUUCUCUGGUUAGCCAUAUGUUAACCGUGACAAUAUUCGACAUCCACACCCGUCUCGUGUGCCAUGAACUUACUGUAACCACUUGUUGGUAAACCUCUUUCUGUAUGUUUUACCCAAGAGGUUGCAUUUGACUCUGUUUGGGUAAAGUUGCAUAUCUACCGCUCGCUCAACAGACUCAUAUAGUACAGUGUCAUCAGAAAAGGCAAACUGCACACAUGGAACCUUAUGUGCUCCUCUGGCAGACAGUGUCUCUACUAAUGGACAUUUCUAAAUUGGCUUAAGUUGAUACAUGUUAUGUCCGCUAGAGAAACCACAUUCUGAGACACUCGCCCUUGUUUGGAAAUGUCUCAUAAUUAUCGCUAAAAUGGACAUGGGUUACAUGCUUCUCUACUCUUAAAAGUCUUUUGCUACGAAUCUCGGGACGAGAUUCUUUUAAGGGGGGAGGGCUGUAACACCCCAGGUGUUUAUAUUCCGCUCGACAACGAGUAUGGAUUUAAGCACGUGAUAUCAGUAAAUAAAAUGGACAUUAAGAUCUAAUCAUCUUCGCUUAUCGCGAUUUUUAUAUCGCAUCUGUUUUGUCUGUCGCGAGUUCGACGUCAUUUUUAUCUAUCCGGGCUCUUCCGAAAUUUUCGUGUUGUUCGGAACAUAGUCGUUCCAAAAAUUGGUGUGUCCGGUGAUUAUUUAAAAUACAUCGGUCGCGCAAAUACAAAUUCGGAAGCUCGAUCUAUUCUUACGAUUUUAUCCCGGGCAAAUUAGUUUGAACUCGACGACUAAAUUUUUCAGGGCAAAAUAAUUUGAAUCGCGCAGUGUCUAAGAGAAAUCUUGCGCGAGAUUAUGAUCCAAUUUAUCUUUCAGCACACUCUGUAAGGUAGUAAAAUUAACUAUGUUGAGAUAACGGAUAAAAUUUCUCGAAUUUCAAAAUUAACCAAACAUUGUUCCAAUAUUGUAUUCGAUAUCCAGUCCAUUUAGACCUGACCAGAUCCAAAUCCUCAGAUAUAGAUAACGAGUAAAAUUCAUCUUAAUUCCAGAGUAUUUCCUAAAUCAAUGCUAUCUAAAUUAUCGCAGGCCGAAAGUUCUUAAUCUAGCUCCGACAGAGUCGCCCCAAAUCUCUAGCCGAGACUAGAUAGAUAUUUAUUUAUUCUUUUGUUACAAGGAUAAAGAAAAGGAAUUACAAGUUUUAUCAUCCACAUGUUAAUUUGCAACAUUUCUUAUUUGAAGUACGUGUGUUUAUCUGGGGUGGAAAUAUUCCACCGCUAUUCCAUCUCCCUUAUCUCUAAACAAAUCAGCUGUUGCCUCUCAGAUUUUUAUGGAGUACACAGGGCACCAUUUUCCUCACGUAUUCUCUGGUCUUAUCCAAAGCCGUCGCCGUGGCUCGUUCCCGAAGAAACUGCACCAAAAUUGCUCACGUUUCUGGGGGCUUAUCCUUUUCCUUCGGUCACCAUCGCAUCCAUUCUCGAUCCCUCUACCUCUCGCAUCCGGUGCCUGGCUGCCAGCCCCAGCGCUCGCCAACCUCAUCUUCCCCGGCGUUUCCUCCCAGCUCCCUCCACCAUGCCGCUGCCAUGGAACUCACUGCUCGGCCGCGCCCUGGCCAUGCUCCCUGCGCUCGCCAGCCGUGCGCAUCUCCCUCUGCGCGCGCGCGCCUGCGUCCUGCGCCGCGAACCCCGCCGUGGAGCUUCCCCGAGCUCGCCCCAUGGCGCCCGGCCGAGCUCCUCCCUGCCGUGUUCUUGCUCGGCGUCCGGUUUUCCUGUGCGCCACGGUCUUCCUCCCCGAGCUCGCCCCAGCCCCUUGUAUUCCCCAUGGCCGGAGCUUCUUCCAGCUCCAGCUCGGAUCCCUCUCCCAUGGCUCUCUGCGUGCUAGCCGCUGCGCGCCCAUCUAUCUCUCGCGGAUCUCCCUCCCCAGCUCCUCUCUGCUCGUGCCGUCGCCCAGCCUGUUGGCGCGCGCAUGCUCCUCUCGCCGCGCCCCCCUGCUUCUCUUCCUCCCCUUCUCUCCUUGCUGCGUGCGCCCUGCGCUCUGCUCGCAGCGCCGCAGUUCUUUCUCCCGGCUCCCUCUGUCCGUUCUCGACCGCGCCUUGCACCGCCAGCCACGCCUCCCUGGCCAUCAUGGCGUCACUAUUUCCUGUUGCGCCGCGACAUCGUCGUGCUCGGGUGCUUAGUGUCGAGGUCGCCGCGCCAUUGUCGUUCUGGCUUCCCUUGUCCUCGUGCGGGUUUUGGUCGUGUCCACAUCUGAGACAUCAACAUCUGCAUCCCAGCAUCGUCAUCGUUUCAGCAGCCUUGUUGCACCUUGCGAUCACGCCGAAAGACGAAAGGGAAGCACCAGUGCCACGCUCGUCAAAUCGGUGAUAUACGCAAGCCGGACAGCGUCGUCGAUUUAAUGGUUUCAAUCCGGAUUUAGCUUUGGUACGUUAAUUAAUCACGUGAUGUGAAGGACAAGAGCUGGAUUAAUCACAAGACGAUGCUGAUGGAUGAAGCUAAAGUGGAUGAAUCAACCAAGUGCCAGGAUGGGAGAUACUCACCAAGUGAUCGUCAUUUAACAACACUAACAUAGUGUUAUCCCAGGCAAGCCCCGGUGCAUUUGCCACCUCCUUCUGUUUUAAAAACUUUUAUCACUUACCUGCUGCAUUAGGUGAUAGGAGUUGUGUGAAUAAACAAUUGAUGCAUUACCAUUCCUUGGAAUUUGAUUAUCCUCCUUGCUACCUGUUUUAUAAAGAGAACCAAUGAGGCUUAGCCCUGCCUAGAGAACUAAAACUUGAUUCUUUUUAAAAGAAUGCUGUGUAACACUGGUAUGGGUUUGUUUUAUGAAAAAGGACUUGUAAUGGUGAGAGCAUCAUCUGCAGUGAUGAAUUCAUCAUUCAAGUAUGGUACCUCUGUCAGGUACAUGAUUUGGGUGUUAAAUAAUAAGAUGAGACCAGACGUUGAGCAGGAAAGGUCGCCCGUCUGUGUCGAUUAAGGACCGUACCGAAAGUAGGCUUGCUGAUCUAGGACCCUUUAACUGGCCACAUGCCUCGUCAUGGGUAAGCUUAGCCUCGGUCGGACCAAUACCAGAACAGCUCGCACGCACUGGGAGUGGAGAGAUGGCGAGAGUAGCUUGUACCCUCCGUGGCAAGAGACUGGAAGGUGGGGUGCUGUACUCUCGGAAACAUGGCGGGCACCAUGGCGAGAGUAACGUGUACCAACCAGGCCAAUGGCUGGACGGUGGAGUGCUGUGCUCUCGGGUCGCGUGAACCCGUUCUGGUCUUGAGAAAACCGGUGGCGAGUUGACAUAUGCAAGGGUUAAGUGCUACAUAUGUCGUGUGGUUGGAGAUCCUCAGCUGAGUAUUAAUCGAUUCGGAUCGCCGUUACUUCUCGGAUAUGAAGACUGGAUCACUGCCCUGCAUCGUAGAUAACAAGUGAAACUAAAGCUGCUAAAAUGAAGCUAGUAUAGGACAAGUGAAUGCUCUAGAUUAGGCAAAUCUAGAUUCAGGAAAAGUACUUAAUUUGUGAAGUAAAAGUUUUGGCAUAAGGAUCCACUACUAGUAAGCUUUUCUGCAAAAAUGAGUCUUUGAAACUUGAUGAGCCUUACCUUGAAUCCUUUUUAAACCAGCAUACCCUUGAGAGUCUUUUCUUUAGUCGGGUAAGUCUUGCUGAGUAAUUGCGUACUCAGGGCUUUAUUCCCUGUUGUUUUUCAGGUUAUAAGUUUGUUCUGUUGUGGAUGGUGCUAAGUGCCGGUGGGCUCGGCCUUCUUAUAUAAGUAUAUCCCAUCUUUAGCUUCUUUAUUGAGGAUUGUCACUUAAGCUAGCAUGUAUUUGAAAACCUAUAAAUAUUUUAUACAUUUUAAUUUGUAAUUCUUUUGAAUCAUUUUCUCUUGUAAUCACUCCGAUAAUUGUAUAAUGUAAAAUUAUUGUAACAUGUAAUCAUUUUGUAAUAAAGAAUUUAUUUCCGCUGCA
This is a messenger RNA of Zea mays, 6149 nucleotides long. Its product is annotated as proline-rich protein 36-like. Bases 3787 to 4566 code for a protein of 259 amino acids. The transcript has 2 exons. Lineage: Eukaryota; Viridiplantae; Streptophyta; Magnoliopsida; Poales; Poaceae. The record is from RefSeq and is a predicted model, not a curated record.